AUGAGUUAUCCAUCGAUAGGUGUUCUCAAAACAUCUUCUUAUUCAAAAUUUAAUAGUAAUAUACGAAUUUUAUGUUCUGCAUGUUUAUGCUAUCGUUCACCUGAAUUAUUUUCUACUAAUUAUUGUUGUUCAUCAUUAAAAAGACAUGCUAGACGUCAAGUGUGUGAUUCAUGUGUUCAUCAACAUAUUCUAUCAAAACUUUAUUCAUGUUUAACUAGUUGUAUAACAUGUCCAGAAUUGAAUUGUUCUCUUUAUUUAUCUCAGUCAGUUAUAUGUGAUAUUCUUUUAAAAUAUGAAAGUAAUGAAUUAUUAAAUGAUUAUUUAUGCGAACAACAAUGGCAUGGGAAAAGUGAUGAAUGGAUAAAAAGAUAUACUACAUGUUGUCCUGGAUGUUAUGUGCCUAUUGAAAAAAAUGGAGGUUGUGAUGAAAUGAUUUGUAUUCGAUGUCAAACACAUUUUUAUUGGUCUAAAGCUAAAAGAAAUUUUCCAGAAAAUAAAAAACAACGACAGAAGUCUUUUUCUGUUAUUCCAUUUAUUGAUGUUAUUAUAUUCGGUAUUUUUCUUCUUUUUCUUAUCUUAGCAACUGUUAUCUAUUAUAAAUAA
Rotaria sp. Silwood2 is the source of this 603-nucleotide messenger RNA. The record is from the annotation of a GenBank genome assembly. NCBI's taxonomy places the organism in Eukaryota, Metazoa, Rotifera, Eurotatoria, Philodinida, Philodinidae.